GGAGUUACAGCCUUUCCCUGCCUGAAUAUGGCGAUCUGUAACCGGUGUCCAGAUCAAAAUAACUCUUUAAAAGAAGACACAAUGAAUUUCUACUCCCCACCCACUCUGAUGGAGGUGGCAAUACAGAGUCUACUGACAGAUGAGUACUUGGCCAUUUCUGCUCUCAAGGACCUGCCCAAUAUGAUGUUCCCAGAGAUGUUUAAGGAGGCAUUUAUUGAUGGACAUACAAAGAUCUUGACUGCCAUGAUACCUGUGUGGCCCUUCCCAUGCCUUUCUGUAGGAAUGACGAUGAAGAACCUCAGCCUAGACACUUUGAAGGCUGUUCUUGAGGGGAUAGAUAUACUGAUUUCAAAACCAGUUCUUUCCAGUAGGUGCAAACUCAGAGAGAUCAUUUUGGGGCAAACAGAUGGUGAUGACUGUGGGAUAUGGACUGGAUCCCAUGAAGUUGAAGGCUUACCAGAGUUCAUGGAACAGGAGCAGCCAGUGGAGAACAGUCCUGACUAUGGGAUGAAGAAACAAGUGCACGUGAAGACUCAAUUACAACUCAAGGAGGACAGUCUUGAUGAAUGUGCCACAUAUUUGUUGCAGUGGGCCCAGCAAAGAAAAAAUUCCACUCAUUUAUGCUGUAGAAAUCUGAAGAUUCUGGGCUCAAGCAAAGCCACAGUCAUAGAAAUUUUCAAAAUUGUACAUGCAGACUGUAUAAAAAGCCUGGAGCUAUGUUGUCUUUGCCUAGAUGAUUGGGAUUUUCUUAAUCCCUACCUGAAACAGAUGAAAAAUAUUCUCUCACUCACACUAGAUGGAAUCACAGAUACCUACAGUAUGGAUGACAAUAGAAAUCUUGAUGAGGAGAAUGUGAUCACAGUGAUUUCUCAACUUCCCACACUCCACCAUCUCCAGGAACUCUAUGUAGAGGAUGUCUUUUUUAUAGAAAGCAACCUAAAAGAAUGCCUCAGGUGCCUGAAGAAGCCCUUGAAGGUACUUUGGAUCACUAGAUGUUACCUCUUCCAGUCAGACUUGGAUUACCUGCCCUAUUGCCCGAAUAUUUUUGAGCUCAAAUAUUUCCACCUGAUUGAAAUACGUUUAAGUCAUUUACUCCUUGAGCCUCUUGGGUUUCUCCUUGAGAGACUUAGAGAUACACUGGAAUGCCUGCAAUUGAACUCAUGUGAAAUGGGGGAAAUUCAUUUCAAUGCCCUGCUGCCUGCCAUAAGUCAAUGUUAUCGACUCACAGAAGUCAAUUUCUAUGGUAACAAACUCUCUCUGCUUUUCCUGAAAAAACUUCUACACCACACAGCCAACCUUAGCCAGCUAAUUACUGAGAUGUACCCUGCCCCUCAGGAGUGCUAUGAUAACAGGGAUGUAAUACUACCUCACCGAUUAGAAAUUUUUUGCCCUGAACUCCUGGAUAUACUCAGGGAUAAGACAGCCAGAGGAUGUCACCUUUGCUACAACCAGAUGCUCUAA
Mus pahari (shrew mouse) is the source of this 1461-nucleotide messenger RNA. Its product is annotated as oogenesin-2-like. Gene Ontology annotation, cellular component: cytoplasm. NCBI's taxonomy places the organism in Eukaryota, Metazoa, Chordata, Mammalia, Rodentia, Muridae. Gene Ontology annotation, biological process: positive regulation of cell population proliferation; negative regulation of cell differentiation; negative regulation of apoptotic process. The record is from RefSeq and is a predicted model, not a curated record.